Diaporthe amygdali is the source of this 435-nucleotide messenger RNA. RefSeq lists its product as uncharacterized. The transcript has 3 exons. Bases 1 to 435 code for a protein of 144 amino acids. Lineage: Eukaryota; Fungi; Ascomycota; Sordariomycetes; Diaporthales; Diaporthaceae. The record is from RefSeq and is a predicted model, not a curated record.
AUGUAUGAUCAAAUCACACUCAACGCCAUGUUUCACGCAGUUCCGGCAUGCGGGACGGCCUUCGUCGCACUGCCAGCGCAGCCUGGUUCUGAAGAUUCGGGUCCCUUCGCAUUCUUCGCAUAUGGCUUCAGCACCGCUGUAGGAAAACGACUCGCUUCGAAAAUUUUCUUGCCCCGCAAAUACCCGAAUGAGCGGGGCGAUUACCUGACUCGCCUAGAACGACGUUUGCCCACCAACCCCUCCCGCUUCAAGUCGCAACCACAGGCACUCGCCACAAAACUACAUGCUCAGCUUGAUAUACGCGAUUCCACUACCGAAUACGAUACAGACUUCUAUGUAGAAAAGUAUCUUCUCACAUCUUUGGGUUUCCUGCGUGAUAUGAUCUUUGAUAUCAUCCCAAUGAGGCCGCAGGUUGCCUCCAGCUUCUCUACGUGA